Messenger RNA from Phytomonas sp. Hart1, 651 nucleotides. The record is from the annotation of a GenBank genome assembly. Lineage: Eukaryota; Euglenozoa; Kinetoplastea; Trypanosomatida; Trypanosomatidae.
AUGGCGGAUCUUUUCCCCGAAUUCGCCGCGGAGUACCGCGCGGCGGGGGCGGCGAACGUGAUUCCCGUGGAGACCCUCUCCGUCGACGCCGGGGUGGUGGCGGCGUGGGCCUGUGGGUGCUGCGGGGAGGUCUGGCGCUGCGCCGUUUUCGUGCGCUGCAUCUGCAAAACGGAAUGCCCCUCCUGCACGGCACGGCACCACCCCACCCUCACGGAGUCCCAUCCCGAGUUGAUUCCUUUUUGGGACCCCAUCCGGAACGAUCCUUUUCUCACCCCGGAGAGGGUGGAGGGGCGGAGCGGGGCCCGAGCUCACUGGCGCUGCCCCUCCUGCGGGACCACCUACACUGCGCGAAUUCGCGAUCGCGUGCGGGGGAAGGCGGAAUGCCCUUCUUGCACCCUCUCGCACGCCCAGUCCGCCGAUCUCCUCGCCCGCGAGGAGGACGUUCUCCGACAGGAGUGGCAUCCACUGAAAAACGGCGAUCUCCGCCUCGAUCAGGUGCAGAUGCGGGAUCAGCGGCGGUUGGUGUGGUGGUUGUGCACGCUUUGCGGGAAUGAAUGGGAGGCCACUCUCAACGCCCGACUCUCGCGCACCGGACGAACCAAAGGAAAGGUUUGUCCGUCCUGCAAAGGCCGGGGAGUGGAUUUAUCCUGA